AUGGCCUCUAGUUCAGCUACCCCUUGGGCAGGAGACACCUCCGAGAAUGAGUUCGGGCCCGUUAGCCACCUGAGGCCAUUUGACUUUACUAUCACCUUCGAGCAGGCUAUACUGUCGAUCAUUCCUUCUGCGAUCCUACUAUUGGCUGGACCACCCCGCCUACUGCAUCUGUCUCGCUGUCAACGAAAGACGCGAUCCGAACACGAUUAUUUUUUGAAGUUGGUCGCUGCUUCAAUAAAUUUCGCCCUUCAGCUGUCUCUCCUUGUGCUAUGGAGCGUAUCAGUUGCUUCGCGGACGUCGACUAGCAUCCCCUCUGCUGCUCUGGGCCUCGCCAAUUCUACCAUUAUUAUUGGGCUGUCCUAUGUCGAAGAUAUAAAAUCGACAAGUCCCUCUUCUCUGUUGACUGUUUAUCUGCUUCUCUCGAUUCUGUUUGACGCGACACAGAUUCGGACACUAUGGCUUACCCAUCGAGUCGCCAUUGCAGCUAUACAAAGUGCAAUUCUUGGGACGAAACUGGCUAUGUUUAUAUUGGAGACCCGAGAGAAAACAUCUUAUCUGAAGUCCCCAUAUAAAGAGUAUCCGCCCGAGGCAACAUGUGGCAUUGUUAAUCUGAGCUUCGUUUGGUGGCUGAACCGGCUCUUUUUGACUGGGUGUCGGAAGAUCAUUGGGAGUCGGGACCUUUUUGCUCUUGAGCCUGGCCUUACCUCUGGUAAUGCAGGCGAAAAGCUGAAAAGAGCGUGGGAGAAACAUGGUUUGAUAUCUUCUCCGGAGCUGGGUGUAUCAUACGCUGACACGCCCCAGGUAAAGCAGGGAACAAUCUUCCCUUGCCGUGGGCCUUUGUCUGCUGUUUCUGGUGGGAAUUCCUCACCGUUGCCUUUCCUAGAGUGUCCAUUCAUGAUCACGGCAGUUUUGGUUUAUAUAGAGGACCCGAUCACAACAGAGAGCUGGAAUCGUGGAUAUGGUCUCAUUGGAGCCACAUUCUUGAUUUACCUUGGGUUAGCGUUGUCUAAUGUUCACUACAGACAUCGUUUCUCCAGAGUCAGCACAUUGUUCCGUGGAACAAUGAUCUCAUUGAUCCACGACAGGACCUUGACGCUUCAGGACGACCUCUUUGCAGAAAGUGCAGCUCUAACUUUGAUGAGUACAGACAUUGACGGCGUCAUCGAGCAUCUGGAGAAUUUCAAUGACGUCUGGGCACGCACGAUUGAAGUGGCAAUUGGCACAUGGCUACUUGAAAGACAAGUGGGUGCAACUUGCGUGGUUCCAUUGAUUCUGACUCUAGCAUGCCUGGGUGGUCAAAAGCUGGUGGCGAAGACAAUUGGAAACAACCAGCAAAAUUGGAACCUUGAAAUUCAGAAGAGGAUUCAGAACACAUCAUCUGUCCUGGGUUCUAUCAAAGCUGCUAAGAUUUCAGGACUCUCUAGCAAACUAUUCGAAGCCCUCCAGGGGCAUCGCGAACGAGAACUUUUUGUAUCUCGCGCUUUCUUCAAGGGUAUCAUGUGGUUAAAUGGCCUAGCAAGUCUGCCUCGGAUAUGGUCGCCCGUCAUUACCUUCGUUGUGUACGCUGUACAAGCACAAAUUAGGGCGGACGACUCCCUUACUACUGUUAAAGCCUUCACUGCUCUUAGUAUUAUUACACUCGUCACUACGCCCGCAGAAAGACUUCUCGCUGUCUUACCACAGCUAGCGGCUGCCAUGGGAUGCUUCCAGCGGAUUCACGAAUACAUAGUCUCUGAGCCGAUGAAAGAUAGCCGAGUGCGCAAGAAUGGAGUUUCGUCUUUUACUUCAGACAAGAACGAGCCUGAAGUCGCCAUCGCCUUAGAUAGCGUUACUGUCUUACCGUCGCAAAAGGCUACAAGUACCGCCCUCAAUGACGUGUCCUUCAAAGUCACUAGUGGCAGUCUGGUCAUUGUUAUUGGCCCUGUCGGCUCGGGUAAAACUACGUUGCUAAAGACCAUCCUAGGUGAGCUUGGUUGUCUAUCGGGUGCCGUGUAUAUCAAAUCGAGCAGAGUAUCCUAUUGCAGCCAGAAUCCAUGGCUGCUCAAUACAACAAUCAAGAAAAGCAUAACCGGUAUCUCGGACCAUGAGGUCGAUGAGAAAUGGUACAAAACUGUCACCUAUUCAUGCUGCUUGGAUGAGGACAUUCGUCGUUGGCCCGACGGUGACCAAAGUGAGAUUGGAAGUAAGGGUCUUGCCCUUUCCGGAGGUCAAAAACAGCGAGUGGCACUGGCUCGUUCGGUGUACAGCCGCCACGAUAUAGCGUUGCUCGACGAUGUCAUGAGUGCGUUAGAUGCGCACACGCAAGAAAUGAUCAUUCAACGACUUCUCUCUCGUGAUGGGAUAUUUCGUCAGCAGGGCACAACUGUGGUUUUGACCACUCACAAUUCUCGACUCCUUGGAAUCGCAGAUAGUGUGGUCUCGCUCACCUCGGAUGGUCGAGUUGACCUUCAAACAACAGGCAGUGAGGCUGUUCUCAAUACAAAUUUCUGGCAGGCUAGACAAUAUUCAGAUGCGCAAAUCCAGGACGACCUCAAUGACAAACCCAAUGACCAUUCAACCACCAUGGUUUCGGACUCCGACCCUAUCGGUGAGAUCGAAAAUAUGGAUCGAACUCGGCAAAUUGGAGAUCUAUCAGUAUAUUAUUACUACGCGCGAACAGUGGGUUCAGUUCUUUGCGUCGUGUUCCUUGUUGGACAUGUUCUCUUGGCAUUUGCCGAGAGCUUUCCACAAGUGUGGUUGAGCAGAUGGACCACGGCAGGAGGCGGACAGCUUCCUCUCUAUUUAUCUGUCUACGUGGUCUUCACACUGGCAGCAUCCCUCCUUACCAUUUGGUGCAUAUGGGUCGUAUUCCUUGAACUGAUGCCGAAAUCGGCUAUUCGAUUGCACUGGCUGCUUUUGGAUACGACUAUACGGGCACCAUUGUCCUUCUUCGCCGCCACUGAUAAUGGUGUGACUUUGAAUCGGUUUAGUCAAGAUAUGACCCUGGUGGAUUUGGCUCUUCCUAUUGCGUUGAUGUCUUCCGCUGAGUCCUUUUUUGGGUGCAUUGCUACCAUCGGCCUGAUCGCCAUGGGGUCCCCUUUUAUGGCAACAACAAUACCGGUCACACUGAUCGUACUCUAUUUCUUGCAAAAAGUUUAUCUCAAGACAAGUCGCCAACUACGAUACCUUGAUCUGGAAUCUAGAAGCCCGUUGUACUCUCACUUUGCCGAGGUCCUCGAAGGUCUGCCGACAAUCCGGGCAUUUGGCUGGCAAGAUGCCUCGUCAGAGAUUCUAACUCGGCACCUUGAUGAGUCUCAGAAGCCGUACUACAUGUUACUAUGCGCACAGAGGUGGCUGAAUCUGGUCUUGGACAUUGUGGUGAUGGCAUUGGCAACCGUUGUGGUAACACUAGCCGUCAUGCUGCGUAGCAACACGGACUCGAGCCUCCUCGGCGUCGCGCUGAACAAUAUUCUUGGAUUCAACCAAUUGUUGUCAUACUUCAUCACAUCAUGGACUACUCUCGAGACCUCCCUUGGAGCGAUAGCCCGUGUCAAAUCAUUUGUUGAGACGACACCAUCUGAAAACAGACCGGGCACAGCCGCAGAACUGCCUACAUCGUGGCCUGAUAAGGGGGAUAUUAACAUACAGGACCUUUCUCUCCGUUAUCCCGACGGAACUCUGGCUCUGGAUAACAUCUCUAUGCACAUAUGUCCGGGCGAAAAGAUCGGUAUCUGCGGCCGCACUGGCAGUGGGAAAAGCUCCCUCACGCUAGCCAUGCUGCGCCUUGUAGACUUCUCGCAUGGCAAUAUCACAAUUGAUCAGACUGACAUUUCCAAGAUCGUCCCCGCAUCAAUCCAAGAGAGGUUGAUAGCCGUGCCGCAGGAUUCGUUCACGCUUUUAGGAACUAUCCGCUAUAAUGCAGACAUCAUGGGGCUCGCCAUCGCGGGGGGGCUGGACGCACUGCUUGAGGACCAUCCACUAUCGCAAGGAGAGCAGCAACUCUUCUGUCUGGCGAGGGCCAUUAUUAAAAGACAAACCAGUAAUACUGGGUGUCAGGUGCUAAUUCUGGAUGAAGCCACGAGCAGUCUUGAUGCCCAAACAGACCGGCAAGUGCAGAAAGUCAUGAGAGAUGCUUUCCAUGACUGUACUGUUUUCAGCGUCGCGCAUAGAAUUUUGAUCGAAUUGCAGUAUUGGAUGCUGGAUGUCUCAGUUGAGUUUGAUACUCCACGAAAUCUUCUUCCUAGAGAAGGUUUAUUGAAGCAGAUGUACUCUGGCACGGAUAAAUAG
Penicillium mononematosum is the source of this 4266-nucleotide messenger RNA. Its product is annotated as ABC transporter integral membrane type 1. The coding region runs from base 1 to 4266 and encodes 1421 amino acids. The transcript has 12 exons. Lineage: Eukaryota; Fungi; Ascomycota; Eurotiomycetes; Eurotiales; Aspergillaceae. Gene Ontology annotation, biological process: transmembrane transport. The record is from RefSeq and is a predicted model, not a curated record. Gene Ontology annotation, molecular function: ABC-type transporter activity; ATP hydrolysis activity; ATP binding. Gene Ontology annotation, cellular component: membrane.